Monopterus albus (swamp eel) is the source of this 5474-nucleotide messenger RNA. It is a transcript of the gene stk11ip, whose product is annotated as serine/threonine kinase 11 interacting protein. Gene Ontology annotation, cellular component: cytoplasm. Lineage: Eukaryota; Metazoa; Chordata; Actinopteri; Synbranchiformes; Synbranchidae. Gene Ontology annotation, biological process: intracellular protein localization. Bases 146 to 3778 code for a protein of 1210 amino acids. Gene Ontology annotation, molecular function: protein binding. The transcript has 26 exons. The record is from RefSeq and is a predicted model, not a curated record.
AGGGCCACCGUAGGCGUCUCGUCAUGUGACACAAAAAAUGUCAACAUCACUGUGUGCUGCAUUAGUAUAUCAAAACGCUACUACAUGAUCUUCGUUUCUGUUUAUCUGCAAAGCUUAACAUGUUUUUUUUACUGACCUCUUGAAGAUGGAUGUAUCUCAUUCUGGUCAGUCUUCCCUUGUAUACAGAUUGGCCACACUCCUCCGAAAUGAUGGUGACCUGGUGCUGGAUGGCAGCAGCACACUGUCCUUGCUGGCAGCCAGUUUGCAGCAGCUCACCAGGUUGUUUGAACAGCACUUGCUGUCUAGGAGCCAGCAGCGAGGCUUCCUGGCACUGCCUUCCCAUCCUGCUGACACAGCCUUCCUGCUACAGUUGCAGUUCCUGUUUGAUGUCCUGCAGAAGACUGUUUCUCUCAAGCUCAUCAACCUGCCAGAAGUGAGACUUCAGUCUGUGGUGAAAAUCUUCCCAUUCAAGUCUCUGAAGUAUUUGGAGCUGAAGCGAAUUCCCCCACACUGUUUAGAGGGACUUAGAGGAGUUUACUCCCAGUUGGAAGUCUUUGUCUGCUCAAAGAGUCUCAGCUCCCUGGAGGAGCUGCUCUCUCUAUGUGGAGGUGACCUGAGCUCUGCACUGCCCUGGCUGGAAUUGCAUACCCUUAACUUCAGCUACAACUCUAUUGUCUGCCUUGACCAGUCACUAAGUUUAUUGAAUGUCCUGAAAUCUUUGGAUCUAAGCCAUAACAAGAUUCAGGAGUGUGCUGAAUUUCUAAAGCCCUUGACUGAACUGGAGCAUUUGAAUCUCGGCUACAACUGCCUGCAGAGGGCGCCAAUACUGGGCCUGAGUGCCAGGGCCAAACUCUGCACGCUCAUUCUCAGAAACAAUGAACUGGAAACUAUAAAUGGUGUGGAGCAGUUGUCUUCACUCCAGCACUUAGACCUGGCCUAUAAUCUCUUGUUGGAGCAUUCCCAACUGGCCCCUCUCUCCCUGCUGCACUCCCUCAGCACACUCAAUCUGCAGGGCAACCCGCUGUACUUCGAGAAGACCCACCGUACCUGCACUGUCCGACAUCUCUCCCCAAAGGCUGCCGGUCUUAGAUUUAAACUUGAUGGUAUCCCACUUUCCUCAUCUGAGUUAUCAGUUUUGCCAAAUCCAGGCCAAGUGAUUGUCCACAUCCAGACAUUGCCUCCAGCUGCCAUGCCACCAGAAUGGAGCAUCCAAGAAGCAUCCAGUGGUGCUGGGGAGCUCACUGACAGCUUGCAAUUUGGAGAAGCGGGAGUGUCACACAUUUGCAGGAAGAAAACGAAGAGUAAGGUGAAAGUGCGGAAGGCCAGCAUAUCUGAGCCCAGUGACACAGAUUACGAGUCCAGACAGCCUUCCUCUUCACAAAGCUUUGUCCUUCCAUACCAGCAGGAGAUUGAGCGCAUGUCCAAGUUCAGAGAGCAGCUGGGGGACGAUUGGCUGAGAUACCAGCACCAUCUAGAUGGAGCAUCCACCUCCAGCAUCACCACCACUGUUGGCACCAGCCAGCCAACCCCUCACCAUCAACCACUCCCCAACGGCCUCAAGAUCACCACAACAUGUCCAUGCACCAGCCCUGGCCAGCAACAACCUCCACCAUGCCUAGACGUCCCAGAGGAUUUCCCCUCACCACGUCUCUCAUCUGAGCCCAGGAAGGACACAUCUGACAUAGAUGGAGACCUGGAAACAGAAUCCACCCUACAGUGGCCCGGUCAGGGCACUCAGGAAUCCACCUUGGAGGACAGCAUGGUGGGUGAUCACUUGGUAAGCCACGGAGUUGUGAGCUCUCCUGGGCCCAGUCCAGAAUCCCAGAUGUCAGCUAGAGCAGAGAACAGAGACACUAAGGAGGAGGAUGAGGAGGAGGACCUAGGAGUGGACCUAUGUCACCCCUUACUUGUGGGUGUCUUAUCUGACAAAGAGGAUGACAGUGGCCACAGUUAUAAGGAGAGGAGGAGGGAGGUGUUUCUGUGCAUAAAACAGGGCCUGGUGCUGGAGGUGGACGUGCAGCGUGGCCGGGAGAGAUGCCGUCUGGAGCUAGACAGCUUAGCUCGGGUGGAAACCACAGAAGCCACAUGGACCUGUGGGGACAAAGAAGAGGUGCUUCCUGCUGUUGAGCUUCAGUUUGACUACAUCAGCAGGGAGAAGAAGAGGAGAUGCUACAUCUUGCUUGAUGAUGAUCCACAGCAGGCACUGCAGGUUCUGACUGAUGUGCUGUCUCAUGUCGUGGUGGAAAAUCAGCGGCGUGACUCUGAGCUCCGCCCCAGCUGUGUCCACCUGCAGUGCCUCCGCUGCAGGUCAGAGUUCAUGCUUCAGGGAGACAGCAGUGAAGAGGAGUCAGGGGGGAGAGCAAGGAGGAGAGGGGCUGCCAUGCUACCAAGGGGUGUGGAAGAACAGGAUGUAGCAGAGUUGACAGAGGCAGAGUGUGAUGGCAGCAAAGGAAACAGUAAUAUUUGUUCAGAAUGUGGUAGCAAUCAUGUGGUUCAGGUUGCUGGCCAGUCAGCCCCCUACAGCAGUACCCCCGUCCAUCAUUCCUCAAGGGCCAACAGCGAGGGCACCCAUCUUGAUGUAACCCAGAGCAUUCACAGUGCCAAUAAGCAGGACAGCUACACAGAUGUCAGCAUUAACAGUAGUCCCGCCCUGGAAACUGCCACCACAACAGAAGAUUCAUACUUCACAACAGCCCAGGGAAGCUCCUUCUUCAUCGAGGAUGCUCCCGGAAAUACCUGUAGCCUCUCCAAUAAUACAGAGUGCCAAAGUAAAGAGGACCUGGCUGGAAGCUACCACUAUGACCCUACCGGUGAAGUUGACUUCCAACCUGCAGGAAUAUCCACCCCAAAUGAUGAUUUGGACCUCCUGUCUGAGGACUACGAGGCAGUGGACCAUCGACUGAAGCUUUUUCUGGAUAUGGAGGUGUUUGAGAAGGAGGAGGAGCUUCACGCUUUCCUUAAGAUGUCAGCUGUCAAAUUUGGAGAGCCAGGGGAGGUUCCCUCUCUGCUGGUGGUGUCAGACCAGCGAAUCUAUUUCCUGGAAAUGACAUCAGAGAUUCGCAGAGGUCAGCCCUCUGACUGGCUGCAGAAGAGAGACAGUCACCCAAUCAUGGAACUCAGCUACCUAGAGGUGGGCCUGGGCUCUCAGAGCAUCCACAUGGAUUUUGGAGACAGGGGUGUGGCCUACACCCUCCUUGUGAGGGACAGUUUACGCUGCAAACGCUUCUUUGGCCUGUUGACAGGAAUUGUGCGUGAGAUGACACACAAAUCAGACAGCAAGCUGAAGUCCAUCUCCACCACAAGGCUCGACCCUCAGCACCAUCUCUGGCAUCUAGUGUGUGAAGACAUCCAGGCAGAUGUGGAGGAUGGUCAGCUGCAGUUUUUCUACAUCCUGGCUUUUGUUCUGCAAGAGGACAUCUGGGUGCCGUUGACAGUCCUGGCAACCCGGGAAACCCUCUACCUGCUCAAAGAAGAUCACCAGUGGAGAAAGAGCUCAAAGAGCAAGACAGCCAACGAAAACCAAGAACAGAGCAACGGAAGCGUCACUGUUCUUGAGACACUGCCGAUCAGCUGCGUGAGCUCAGUCCACCUGUGGCCCUCGGAUCAGUGCAGAAUAGAUAUAAAGCUUUUUGAUGAGACUGUGAAACAGGAGAAGACAUGGUGUGUGCGCUCGGAGAGCAGUGAGCUCCUCCAGGGUCUGCUGGCCUGGGUCAGAGCACAGUGGGAGGCCAUGUUCGGAGUGAAGCUGCACACAAGUCUGCAAGACAGAGCGACAUGAAAAAAAGAGUUACAGACUGUAUGCUCCUGUUUUUUGUGAGCGUGAGUCUAAGUGUUGGUACUGGGAAAUGUUUAGUGAGCGUGAGCACGGUCUGCACUCAGUCUGGUUCCAUUACACUCGUGGCUUUCAUCCUCUUUUAAGCCAGAAACUUGGAAAUGAUUGCACUCAUUCAUGUGGUACACAUGUCUGUAAAAACACUGUUGUGUAAUCUUUCCUCCAGAUACCAUCCCACUGAAGGUUCCUGCAGCUGAAAUGGAGCGUGCCUUGUUUAUUGCUGCCCUGUUUUCUUACUGAAAAGCACCUUAAUGCAUCUUAUAGCUUUCUUUGCACUAGGCUGACAGGGAACCCCCCCCCUCCCCCCAAGCUUGACAUAGUCUUUCCCCUCACUGUCUUAGAGUGCAGUGAGUUGUGACAUCACGAGGAUGGGGUGCUUCUGAGUGGUUGAGGUUAAGACAUUGUCAUUAAGGGUCACCUCACCUCUCCCAGUUAAAUUUAGUCUCAUGAUGUGUUUCUGGACUGUGGUAUGUGAACAGAAAACCAGAAGUGUGAACAUCAGAUGAACAGUAGCAGUUCUUUUCUAUUAAACUUGGGAACAGGUAUUUGUUUUGUUUUUUUACAUUGGGUGAUUUUUUUUUCUUUGUUUAUUCUCAGAUCAACUACAUGGAAAAGUCAGUUCUGCACUGUCACUAUUGGAUAAAUGCAGAGGUUUUGCAUUACUAUCUUUAAAAUGUGGCCCCUGUGGCUUGCUUACGUAGCCGCUAUGAUGUGAUGAUCACUGUUAAUUUACAAACAAAAUCUGAUUUAUAUCUUUGUUAGCAUUUCAUUGUGGGUUAAGUCAGAGAAGUGUGCUUUAUUUUUAUAUAAAUACAAAAAUAUGAAAAACUGCUGGCAUGUGAUCUGUACAAUUAAAUAUAAAAGUAAUAUGUUAAUUUGUGUUCUGUUUAUUUAAACCAAAACAGUCGUGCAUUUUUAAUAGAGAGCAAAAAGGAGUAUCCACAUCUAACUUGCAGCAGGUUGGUGGAACUUCACUUGGUCCUGUUACAAAUGUUAAGUUUCAGAGGUUUUCUUAACUUCAGCAACAACAUUUCUUUCCUGUAAAAUUGACUUCACAAAUGAUCCACAUCAACAAAACAGCAAAAACAGGUGGUAUUAUGUAACAAAGUACAUGUAGAUUGGUGUUAAUCCCUUUUAUACCGUCAUGAUGCAAACCACAGCAAUGGACUGCUGCCAGAAAGUCCGCAAAGGCAGAUGAGACGCCUUAGGGACUGAUUAUUCUGUUCACAGCCUCUUAAUUACAAGAGGUUUUACACGUUGUUGUACAUACUGUGACACUUGAUUGAUGUAUGUGUCUGAUAAUGUUUAGUGAGAGCACAGCUUGACCUGAAGCUCUCAAAAUGUCACUUGUCAGCUGUUUAUUAGUUCUGUAGAAACGUGACUCAUGCCUGGUCAUUGACAAGUAGUUAAUGCAGUGGCAUCAUCCAUCCAUCCAUCCAUUAACUAAUGGUGUUAAUGUUCCAGUUUGAAGACAAGAGAAGACUAAGUAUUUGAGAAAAUUGUUAAACCAUAUAGAAAAUCACUCUCUCUGACAUUUUCCUGUUUGUGCAUUCAAAUAUAAACCUUAGAAACUUGUGCAUGCUGUAAUGAACUGUUCCUGCAGUUUAGCAACUGAAAGAUUCCUUCCUUGGUGCGAUAAAAA